AUGGCAGGCGACGACCACUACCUCACGCUUUCAUGCCCUGACAAGGCAGGAAUCGUUUACGCCGUGACGGGCCUACUGGCAAAGGAAAACCUCACGAUUCUGGAUCUGCAGCAAUUCUCCGACCCAGACUCCAAGACCUUCUUCAUGCGCGUGCACUUUGGCCAUGCCUCGGACGUCUCCGCGCUGCAAGCCAGCAUGGCGACGCUCGCCUCUGAAAUGAGCAUGACGUACCAAAUCCGGCGCGUAGACGCCAAACCCAAAGUCCUCAUCAUGGUCUCGAAAAUUGGGCACUGCCUCAACGACCUCUUGUUCCGCGUCAAGUCGGGCCAGCUCAAGGUCGACGUGCCGCUCAUUGUGUCGAACCACGGCGAAUUCGCAGAGUUGGCGAAGAACAACGGUAUCGAGUUUCACCAUCUGCCUGUUACAAAGGACACCAAAGAGCAGCAAGAGACGCAGAUUCUUGAUCUUAUCAAGCAGCACAAUAUCGAUCUUGUCGUGCUUGCGCGCUACAUGCAAGUUCUGUCACCCCGUCUAUGCACAGAGAUGUCUGGCAAGAUUAUCAAUAUUCAUCACUCGUUCUUGCCGUCGUUUAAGGGUGCAAAGCCCUACCACCAGGCUUACGAGCGUGGCGUCAAGAUUAUCGGGGCUACCGCGCAUUUCGUCACGGCGGAUCUGGACGAAGGACCUAUUAUCGAGCAGCGCGUUGCGAGGGUCGAUCAUGCAUUGAGUCCCAAGCAGCUUGUCGAGGAGGGCAGCAACGUCGAGAGCCAGGUGCUUGCUGCAGCGGUGAAAUGGUGGAGUGAGAAGCGUGUGUUUUUGAAUGGACAGAAGACUGUUGUGUUCAAUUAA
Messenger RNA from Bipolaris zeicola 26-R-13, 849 nucleotides. RefSeq lists its product as uncharacterized. Bases 1 to 849 code for a protein of 282 amino acids. The record is from RefSeq and is a predicted model, not a curated record. Lineage: Eukaryota; Fungi; Ascomycota; Dothideomycetes; Pleosporales; Pleosporaceae. Gene Ontology annotation, molecular function: formyltetrahydrofolate deformylase activity. Gene Ontology annotation, biological process: 'de novo' IMP biosynthetic process. The transcript has a single exon.